AUGUAUGUUUGGGGUGGAAAUCCUCAUAAUGACACCGUGCAAACUGCAGGAACGGCCAAAUGUUAUAGUGCCGAAUUAAUGGUCUACAACACCAGAUGUUAUACUUGGAAAAAGCUCAUUUCGGAUACUAUUCCUUAUGAUUCUCCCAGAUAUGGUCAUUCGUCGGUUACCUAUAACAAUUCUAUGAUCAUUUUUGGUGGAUUCAGUGGCAAAGUUUAUGAUGAUAUUAUAAUUUAUUCUCCAUAUUACUGCGAUUUAUGGUUAGAUGAAUUAACUUGCGUUAGCGAUGAAAAGUGCUUUUGGUCAGACAGGAAACAGCUGUGUAUGUCAGCAAAUGUCUCAAACAUCAGUAUACGUGACAGUUCUUGCGGGGUGAACUUGCCUUGUCAGUUAGCUGAUUCUUGUACGGCAUGCGAUGCUUACAAUCCUAUCUGUACCUACUGUGAUAAAAGUCAAUGUAAUGAACCUACUGUGAAGACUAUUUGUGGAAUGCAGGAUAAUAAUUGCACUGACUCGUACUACAAGCGUGAAGUUUAUUCCUGCGAACUUGCUGGUAGCUGCCAUGAAUGCAAAAGGCGAGAGUGUUCUUGGGUUAGGCGUUCUAUCUCGGGAACUAAUGCGUACCUUUGUGUGCACGAAUCCAAGAAGAAGUCUGAUGAUGUUGUAACUCAAGACUGUCCAGCUACAUGCGCCUACAAGUCAAGUUGUAAUUCAUGUGUGCGUACGCCAUACUGUAUGUGGUGUAAAUCCGAAAAUCGAUGUGUAUCAUCUGCUAUUUACCCGGCGUUGUUUUCAUUUGGUCAAUGUUUAGCUUGGACUAGUGGUACCUGCAAAGGAACAGUAUUCCUUAAGUUUAAACUCAACAUUUUUGUUUCAUGUUUAUGGCUAUCACAAUUACUAGAAACCCAAUGUGAAUCUUUUACUGCUUGUGAUGCCUGCCAAGCUGUGCCAGGAUGUGGUUGGUGUGAAUCCAACAUAACUGGUGUUGGAAAAUGUAUUAGCGGCAGAUAUGAGGGUCCAAUUCGUUCUUAUAAUGGAUACGUCUACAGCAGAAAUGCUACCGUCGAUUAUUCAGCAUGUGAUGCGCGCAAAUGGUUGUUUGCAAGCUGUCCUGCAUGCCAAUGCAAUGGACACAGUACUUGUAUAAAUGGUAGUGUCUGUAGACCUUGUCGCGAUAAUACACGUGGUAAGAAUUGUGAAUAUUGUUUGUGGGGAUUUUAUGGUCGUCCAGUCAAUGGCGGGACAUGUUCAGCCUGUAACUGUAAUGGACAUUCUUGGCUUUGUGAUACCUCGACCGGUAUAUGCGAAAAUUAUUGUACAAUGGAAGGGAACAAAGGCUCAUAUUGUGAACGAUGCGAUACUAGUAAAUAUACCGGGUCAGCAGCGAAUGGCGGAUAUUGUUAUUUGAGAGUCGCUAUAGAUAGCAAAGUAAAUGUCUCGAUACAGAAUCAACGAAUAACGAAUUUUCACUUUACUGUCACUCCGACAAAGCCGGAUCGCAAUGUCAAGUUAACUGUGGAAGUUGAAGAAUAUCGUCUUGUUCCGACAAUAGUUAUUAGUGUUGCUUGGAAUAUCCGCGGUUCAUGUGAUAGCAUUCAUCGAGUUAUUGCAAUUUUUUCUUACAUUUUUUGUAUAAAGCAACGCCUUGAUCGUUAUCGUAGGAGACAGGAACGUAUGGUAGAAUUAAAACAAAUGGCUAACCGGCCAUUUUCAUCCAUUUCUUUCAUUAUUGAACGUUACGAUAAUGAUAACAGCUCUAUUAAAAAGCAAAGUCCAAGUCAGGUUGCAUUACAACCCGUAAAUAACGGCGAAGCUGGUAUCAUGUCCGUAUUGAUGCGCUUACCGGGAGAACAAGGAAACAUGCCUGGUUAUGGGCAAUCGGCCUUAGCUUUUGGUAGUGCACUUAUUGUGUGUAGCCCGGAACAACAGCAGUUAUUAUCAGCUAACAAAAGAUAUAUCUUGGGUAGAAAAAGGAAAGCAUUUUCUACUACUACAGCAUGA
Molecule: messenger RNA, 2001 nt
Organism: Trichoplax adhaerens
Lineage: Eukaryota; Metazoa; Placozoa; Uniplacotomia; Trichoplacea; Trichoplacidae
Exons: 18
Coding region: 1-2001 (666 amino acids)
Cellular component (GO): Golgi apparatus
Molecular function (GO): protein binding
Source: RefSeq, a predicted model, not a curated record